CGGUCUUCUGUCCUAAUACCUCGUUCGUGUCUAUAAAGUAAACCCCUCAUAAAGCAUCGAGCCGGUGCGGGCGACGUGAGGAAUCCCCUGGUACUGCGGUUUUCACAGUGAAUGAGAGUGGUCGAGGAUUUUUAAAGUUUUACUCGCCGGUUGGACAAAGAAGAGGACGAUGGACCGCCAGUAAUCCGUUUUAGUCAUUCCGUAUGCACUCGGGUAUCCCUCGGCCGCGGUGCUCCAAAACUGCGAAUCGGCGAAGAGGGAAAUCAAAAAGAAAUCGGAAUGCCAGUUCAGAAUGGUUGAAGAGGAGAAGUGAAAAGUUUGAAUAAAAGGCAGUCAAACGAGUUGUUCGAGUGAACUUUAUUUAAGUGUUGACGGUAUCUAAAGCGGGAAUGAAAACCGAUGAUCGGUCGAGGGGAACGAUGCAACAUCGAGAGAAACGAGGCGAACUUCUAGUCGGUACAUCGACAUCUACAGCGUAAAGAAGCAGAGAAACAAAGAAAGAAAUUGAUUAUAUUUCGUAGAAAUUCACCUUUCACAAAAGUAGAAAUAUGUAAAUAGUAGAAAUAAUAAAUUUAAUCAAAAUAUAAUUAGCUGGAAAGUAUUAAGAAAACUGGGAUACCCCGAAUAAAAGCGUAAUAACUGAGAGGUAAAUUAAGAUAAAAAUCUUAAAAGAUAAAUUCUUCUCUCGCGCGUACAAAAAAGACGUUUACAAAAAGACAGGUCAAAGAGGGGUAAUAAGUUUUCAGAAAAUAUAUAUAUAAUAUAUAUAUAUAACUGUAUAUAUGUAUUAUAUAAAACUCUAUCUUAAAAAUAAAAUAGAGUAGAAUGGAGGGAAAAAGAAGUCGACUUGUGUAAGCGAUGCAAUCGUAACAGACUAAGUGAGUACACUAAUCUGCGAUAUAAAAACGGACGGGCCGUAUUUCAGCCAGUCUAAAAGCGAUUCACUCGCAUACACAGGAUCUCGUUAACGGAGCGCGGGAUAGUCGAGGAGAAGGAAGAACGCGACACACAAAGGACUUCCACGGGACGCGGCACGCCGUCUGUCCUUUCGUACGCAAGAAUGCAGGAUCAGGAUGAAUUUUACAGAACCCUCUGCUCGUCGGAGACCCUACGCUCCGGCAAGAAGGGAUUCUUCCACGAUUUUAGCGAGCACGUGAUGCAAACCGCGGGCGAUACCUGGACGUCGAGGAUAUUCGGACGGAUCGAUGACAACGAAGGACGGGUGAGGGUGAUCUUCACCGAUGCGAAAGUAAAAGACGUCGUGACUGACACGCUCGCAAAGGUGAAGCUCCUUUUCAGAGACAAGGAUGCGGAAGUCUCCAAGCGCAGGCGACUCGAAGGAUACCAGCUCGCUGCCGUCGGCGAACACGACAAGGCCCUUUUGCUGUUCAGUCAGGCUGUCUUGCGCGCCCCUCAACCAGGUCACUACAAAUGUGGUAGAAACAAGACAGUUGAUCAGGGUCUUUCGUUGUCCCUGGCGCUGCUGGGAAGAGCUGAGAUCUUUAUGGCCCUCAAAGAGUAUUAUUUUGCGUUAGAGGAUCUGCGACUGGCCGCCGAACAUGAUUUGCCGGAUAAACUCAUGCAGGAACUUCAGCAAAAGAAAGAACAGUGCGAGCGUUUUUUAAAAGACAACGAGAACUCUCUGAUGCUCUUCGACCCCCGCAUCAACAAGAUGGCUCAAUUGAUUUCAGACAAGGAGAAAAGCAAUAGUGGUGGCGGCGACGGCACGCCGUUAAAUGGCGCCGUUAAUUCCGAGCUUCGUUGGUCGUCCGGCGCCCUGGAAAUCCGUGAGACCACGACGGCGGGUAAACACGUCGUCGCAACCGCGGAAAUACAUCCGGGUGAUAUUCUGUUAGUCGAGCCGCCGCUGGCGGGCUGUCUCCUGCCCGAGUUCUACGGCACCCAUUGUCAGCAUUGUUACGCAAGACUAAGAGCGCCGGUCGGGUGCCCGAACUGCAGUUGCGUUGCCUUUUGUGGAAAGAAAUGCAGGGAAGUCGCGAUGGCGACGUACCAUAAGUACGAGUGCAAAGUCCUGGCGUUGCUGAUAGGCUCUGGCAUGAGCGUGCUCAGCAUGGUCGCUCUUCGGAUGGUAACACAGGAGGGUCCACGGAAGUGUUUGAAGAUCUACGAGGAAUUAAAGAAGAAUGACGUGGAAAAGGUCGCAGUGCUUUUGGCGGCUACCUCUACUACAACGCCGACGGCGACGUCGGAUACACACGACAUGAAAUCGCCGGCGAGCAGUAAGUCGGCCAAAAGAAGAAUCAGACGGAGAAAACUCAAGGAAUCUAGACGAGAGGAAAUUAGGGAGACGAUGGAGGAGAAGGGCACAAAAGAGUCCUGCGAAGGCGAUGACGAGAGCGUCGACGUGGCUCCGUAUAACUUGGUGACGCACGCGGACAGACGGACGAGCAAAGACUUUCUAGAGAGAUCGCUGAUGGCAGCCUUUCUGCUCAAAUGUCUGCAGAGAGUCGGUUUUUUCGCAAACCCCACGCCGGACGAUGGUACUUAUCAGCGGCCACUUUACACCCGUAACAUACACCGAUUUCUUCUCGUGGGGGCUGUAUUUAACUUUCGGAAUAAUUUACCGAAUCAAGUCCCGGGCGUCGAGGAGAUCAUCGUAGCCGCCCUGCUGCUAAGGAACCUGCAGCUGCUCCAAUUUAACGCCCACGAGUUUUUCGAGACGCGAAUGAGUGCGGAGCAUCGAUUUCGUGGCAGUCGUCCGGUCUACCUCGGCGUGGCGAUUUAUCCCUCGGUCGCCCGUUUCAAUCACGACUGCUAUCCCGCAGUGACGAGAUACUUCAUUGGGCGACAUAUCGUAAUAAGAGCGGUACGUGGUUUGCGACCCGGCGACGUUAUUGCCGAAAACUACGGACCGAUAUUCACGAAGAGGACCCUCGCCGAGCGUCAAAGGACACUCGCGGGAAGGUAUUGGUUCCGGUGUACGUGUAAGGCCUGUCAGGAGGAUUGGCCGCGCUUUGAGAAUCUGACGAACGAUUCUGUCAGGUUGAGGUGUCCUACGGUAGGAUGUGGCGGACUGCAUUCGCGAUCCCGGCAGGGUAAGCCGAUAAAAUGCCCAGACUGUCAAAAGAAAAUCUGGUUGGAGGAUCGACUCGCGUGUCUACGGGAGUGCGAGGCUCUCUACGAACGUGGAUUGGCCAGUAUGGAAAACGAAAGGGUCGAUGAGGCGAUCGAGACAUUCUGCGAAGCCCUGAAGAGAUUUCACCAAGUCGCCUGUCCACCGCAUCGGGACACACACCUGGCCGAAAUUGCUUUAAACUCCUGUCUGGCUGACUACGGGAAUACUUGGCGACUGGCGGCGCUUUGAAGAGCGCGUAGAUGGAGAAGGAAACUGACUUGAACGGAUCCUGUAACCACGCGGAUGACCGUGGCGGCAGUUCUCGAAGAUGUCCUUCGAAUAAAAGAAGAACGCGUUUGAUCAUAGGUCGUGGACGUUGGUCGAGCCAAUUUGGUUACCGCACACUACGACAUGCUGAGACACAUACCCGUCCAAUAUUCUGUAUCUUGUUUCAGACAAAAAUUUAUUGUUUAGUAUCGUUUUUAUCUUAAUCGGUAUU
Messenger RNA from Mycetomoellerius zeteki, 3575 nucleotides. Its product is annotated as SET and MYND domain-containing protein 4. The transcript is spliced from 10 exons. The coding region runs from base 1061 to 3325 and encodes 754 amino acids. NCBI's taxonomy places the organism in Eukaryota, Metazoa, Arthropoda, Insecta, Hymenoptera, Formicidae. Gene Ontology annotation, molecular function: histone deacetylase binding. The record is from RefSeq and is a predicted model, not a curated record. Gene Ontology annotation, cellular component: nucleus; cytoplasm. Gene Ontology annotation, biological process: compound eye photoreceptor development.